This is a messenger RNA of Didymosphaeria variabile, 1194 nucleotides long. RefSeq lists its product as uncharacterized. NCBI's taxonomy places the organism in Eukaryota, Fungi, Ascomycota, Dothideomycetes, Pleosporales, Didymosphaeriaceae. The transcript has a single exon. Bases 1 to 1194 code for a protein of 397 amino acids. Gene Ontology annotation, molecular function: nucleotide binding. The record is from RefSeq and is a predicted model, not a curated record.
AUGUCUCGCAUUCGCAUUGCCAUAAUCGGUCUCUCUGCCUCAGCCAUCACGGCUUGGGCCGCCUCCGCCCACCUCCCUUACCUACUUUCAUCUCACGGUCGGAAACAUUUUGAAAUUGUCGCCCUGCUCAAUUCUAGCGUUUCGUCCGCCGAAGCAGCACGCACAACCUUUAACCUCCCACCCACGGUCAAAGCCUACGGCGACCCCAGCGCCCUCGCCCAAAUGUCAGAUAUUGAUCUGGUAGUUUGCUGCACGCGUGUAGACGUCCAUUUUCGCACCAUAGAGCCUAGCAUACGGGCAGGGAAAGCAGUCUUCGUGGAGUGGCCGUUAGCUGAAAAUCUGUCCCGCGCUCUCGAACUCACGGGCGAUAGGCCGAUGUCAAAUAGCAUCAUUGGAUUGCAAGGACGCGUCUCACCUGUCACGCUGCGCCUCAAGGCACUGCUCGCGGAAGGGGUUAUAGGGAAAGUGGUCAGCAGCCAUGUGUCAUCUUACGGCGCAUUGCUCCCACGCGAUGCACUACCGGAGGAUAUGGAGUAUUUCGCCGAGCGGAAGUAUGGUGGCAACCCCAUUAUCAUUGAAAAUGGCCACAGCCUCGACUGGUUACAUGAGGUCCUUGGUGAGUUCGAGGAGUUUGAGAGUAGGAUGCAGAUUCAGCGUUCGGAAGUGAAGGUUCUAGGCAAGGAUGGGAAGGUGAAAGAGACAAUCGGGACGGAUGUUCCAGAUCUUCUUAGCAUCCAAGGAACACUCAAAGCAAGAGAAGGUGAAAGUGGAGUUGUACAGGGCGCGUUAUUCACACAUAUCUUUCGUCAUGGGACGCCGUUUAAAGGGCGGGCUGGGUUGACGUGGACCAUAAAUGGAGAGAAGGGGGAAUUGCAGAUCACAAUGGGCGAAAGGUUCCUGUUCUUAGAAGAUCCGAUCACCAUUCAGCUGCAUGACCACGCUACAGACGAUGUAAUGGAGUUGACCUGGGAUUGGGCUGAUUGGCAAAAGGAGUUGCCUAUCAAGGCGAGAGGUGUUGCAGAGUUGUACGAGAGGUAUGCGCAAUGGAAGAAGUCUGGGCAAGGACGCGUCACGAAGGGCAGGGAGUGGCCUACUCUGGCCGAUGCCAUGCUGAGGACAAGGCAGCUCGAUAAGAUUUUCCGCCAGUUCGAUCAGGCCGAGGGCAGGCGAGCAAAUGGAAAGGCUUGUGGCUGA